Messenger RNA from Brienomyrus brachyistius, 1882 nucleotides. RefSeq names its product F-box only protein 47-like. The transcript is spliced from 11 exons. The record is from RefSeq and is a predicted model, not a curated record. Lineage: Eukaryota; Metazoa; Chordata; Actinopteri; Osteoglossiformes; Mormyridae. The coding region runs from base 541 to 1866 and encodes 441 amino acids. Gene Ontology annotation, molecular function: protein binding.
GUAAGGGGCUUAGACCGAGUACCGACUCGCGUCAUUACCUACACUUAUUUGUAAAUUAUCUCCACCACUCUAGCACGUUUUUAUAAAAACGUAAUUACGCUCUUAUUGUCCAAGGUUACAAUUAUUUUAUUCAUUUUAGUGUAAAAUACGUGUGAGGUAGUGGUUCCGGGGAACGGUAUUCGUAUUGUGGUUAUAUCCAUUUCAAGGGCUAGAAUAAUGUAAGUGUUAAUACGCCUCGGAAAUGCGGCGCUAAUGAGGCUUUCCUCAAGACCCAAUGGCUUUCUUAGGUGGGGUUAGUCAAUUGUACUUCGCUGCUAGCACUGGCUUUUAAAUGUUUCGCGAAGGAAUCAGUCAUACCGUUUUUAUGCGCUUCUAGUAUUUCUAUCUGGUAGUAGCAUAUCUGACCGUAGCAGCAUUUAUGGAUUCAAAGCUCAAACUCCUCAACUUUUCUAAAUCCAUCUGAACCCUUGUCCAAACUGGUGCCUCCUGGAUGUGCUUGUAAUGUAAAUAAUAGUGUCAGGUGAGAGAGCACCUGACCCAAUGGAGUCCAUCUCAGGGAAGUUCACGGUGACAAACAAACGUCAGUGCAGGAGCAGGGCUCAGCGGCCAUGCCCGGCCAAAACCGUGACUACACGCCGCCAGUCCCGGUCCACACAGGGAUUCUUUGAAAGGUUGCCUGCUGAGGUCUUCGACAUGGUGCUGGAGCUCCUUUCCUUGAUGGAGACCAGUGUAUUCAGCAUGGUGUCCAAAGCAAUCAGCAGUUACAUUGUGAACUACAUUUCCACACAUACCUGGAGAAACAGAAUGAUUUUACGGAAGUUUCACUACUCAUCUUCAAAAGAAGAGUGUAUUUUAGAUCACUAUAAAUCACUAGGCUUAUUAUUCAAGAGAUGUACUCUCUUACUCCCAACAAAGGACAGGUUAAAGUUCAUAUGUAGCAGUUUUUCACAGGUUCCAUGCUUCAUGAUGGAGGGCUGCACAGCAUCCUCAAAGUGUUUGGGCUUUGCCAGCUAUGGGGUGUUUUUGCAGACAUUGAUAGCUGGAUGGGAUGAGCUGGAGUGUCACCGGGUUUUUAAUUUCCUCUGCAACUUCACUAACCUGCCCCGCAAGAUGGAAACCACUGUUACAGGAAAACCAGGAGCUUUACAGAGGCUGGAGUUGCAGAUCAGACUUUUCUGCAGGAACGUACUGCUGGACCCCUGGCAGAAUGGACGGGACACUCUGUUCUGGCUCACUUGCAUCCUGAAGCCCUGGCCUAUGGUCAAUCAGGCACGGCUGCUCUUCAUCCUCUACGGCCCGCUUCAACCAAAUGGUAAGAUUGCCUGGCAUGAGGUAGGGGAUGGUGUGCUGGCACAGGGUGCCUUGUGGGACCUGGCCAAGGCACUCCUCCUGCUUCAUGCAGAUUCCAAAGACUGGACUGCGGACACCAUCCUGAGUAUCAUUGAAGAACUGACAGUGAUGCCACAGGCCUGGCACACGGAGAACAUGGCACGUCUUCUCAUUCUGUGUGGAAACAGCAUUUGCUACAGUUUCCUAGCCAGCAAGGCCAUCAAUGGAAGGCUGUUUGAGAUUGCUAGGCUCAUAGCAUUUCUUAUCCUGGUAUGUGAGAAGGAUGGUUACUGCAUGAACUGGUCAGUGAAGAUGAUGCAACACCUCUCCAAGUUUUUUUCCACUGCCCCAGACAAGUGGUCCUUCAUACAGAGUGUGGAGAACAUGUUCUCUGAGGUCACCAUGGAGAUGUAUGAAGUGGUCCUUGCAGCAAAUCAUAAUGAGGAUUUAGACUCCUUCCAGAAUUUGUGUAGCCUCCUGAAUGCUAGUGCUCAUUUCCACACUGAGAUGAUCUACACAUUCCUUAAGGAUUUAUAGAGCACUUUUAGGUCAG